Messenger RNA from Caenorhabditis angaria, 1197 nucleotides. The record is from the annotation of a GenBank genome assembly. NCBI's taxonomy places the organism in Eukaryota, Metazoa, Nematoda, Chromadorea, Rhabditida, Rhabditidae.
AUGUUUGAUGAAAAUAUUGUGAAACAAGUUAUCGAUUGGAUGUAUACUGGAACACUUGAAAUUGAGGAAAAUCAACUGGAACAACUCUCAAAAAUUAUUGCAUAUUUGAGGGUCAGUUGCAAAAGUAUUUCUAUAGAAACUUUUUCAUAUGAUUUUCCAAUUUUUCCAGAUCGAUGAACUUCAAAUACUACUUGAAAAAUAUGUUGUCGAUUUGUCUUCCAAAAAAAGAAAAGCAAUUUACGCUCUGAACAUUGCCACAAUAACUUCAAGUUUUUCAAAUGAGAUAAUCGAGAAUAUUAUUCUCAAAAUCUCUCCAACGUUUGACUCCUUCGAAAAACUGACAUUCAAUUCGAUUCAAACGAUUAUGACAUCAAAAACAAGUACACAAAAGAAAGUUGGAUUCGUAAAUAUGGCUUUGAGAUGGAUGAAGAUUAAACAUGUGAAUUUGAGUUGUAGAUCAAUUAUUAUUCAAAGUUUAUAUAUUUCUGGAAUUGAGGAACAAUCAUUGGAUUUGGCGAGACAAAUAUUGUACAGGGUUUGUUGAAGCAAUUUGUUAUUUUAAAUUAAUUUUUUUUUGAAGAACCUCAACAAGAUAUUCCGUUUUGACAAAACCACACAAGAAAUAUCCAUCGAAGAUAUAAAUCCGAUAAGAGGUGUGAAACCAAUAAAACUUCAGAACGAAAGAAAAAGAAAAACUUUCUCGCAAAUUUCAGUUCUUAAUGAAAUUGAAGAUCCUUUCAGGUAACUUUUUCAAAUUCAGAUUUCAAGAAAAAAAGAAUUAUUUCAGUAAUGAUCAAACUCCAAUCCUCAAUCGAACCACGUCAGAAAUUCAAAAUAUUCAAGAAAUCCAAGAUCCAUUCGUAAAAUUCUCCAAACUUUCUGAAUCACAAAUUUCAAUGCUUGAAAAAGUUGAAGAUCCAUUCAGGUAGGUAUUAUUUUUGAGAGUAAAAAAAUCAUUGAUUUUUUCAGCAGCAAUCAAACUCCAAUAUUUCAUAAGGCAGAUUCAGAAGUUCAAAAUUUGAAUAAUUCAGUUGGGUGAGUUGAUCUGAAAAGAUUGUUUACAAAAAAGAAGAACGAUUUUUCAGAACUCCAGCUUGCUUUUCAUUAGAUCAAAAUAAUAAUUGUAUCGGAAGUUCGAAAAAUCCAAGAUCAAAUAGUAAAUCUCGCCAAGCCGACAGAUCAAACUAUUUAUACUGA